Messenger RNA from Crotalus tigris (Tiger rattlesnake), 2273 nucleotides. It is a transcript of the gene PLD3, whose product is annotated as phospholipase D family member 3. NCBI's taxonomy places the organism in Eukaryota, Metazoa, Chordata, Lepidosauria, Squamata, Viperidae. The transcript has 13 exons. Gene Ontology annotation, molecular function: catalytic activity. The record is from RefSeq and is a predicted model, not a curated record. The coding region runs from base 489 to 2072 and encodes 527 amino acids.
GGAGGGAUCUACCAUCAGGGCAAGGGGUGGUUUGAGCCGACCCAGACGGGAUUCCCGGGUCUUUCGUCGCCUUUGCUCCGCGUCGGUCCCAGGAAAGCCGCCGCCCGGGCCGAUUCCUCGGAGCCGACUUCCAGCGGGGGACGGGGGCAGGGACCCCCCCUUGGCUCCCCGGAGGGAUGGAACGAGCCUGGCAGCGGGCGGGGCUUGGCUGCUCCGGGCGGGCGAGCGAGCCGGCGCGUUGGGCUGCCCGGGAAGCCGAGCUCUCGGCGGGCGGUCAGUACCUGCAAAGGAAAUUUCCAGUGUAGGAUUGGGCCUAGCUUGGUUUCUGCAGGUGUUCCACGCUCCCGUCUGGAGGCCCAGGCUGUCUCUUAGUUUCUGCCGCCACGUGCUUGGCACAAGUCGCCUCUUCCAGCCACUCCUUGGCAUUCAGUCUUUCUUUGAAUUUAAGGUUCCUUGAAGCUCUUUCCCACUCAGGAGGAUCUGAGGAAAUGAAGUCCCCAGUUGCGUACCAGAAGCUCAAGACACCGGAGAGCCCUCAGGAGUUGCUGCCCCUGGCUGAGCAGCCCGGCCAGACUCUGCGCCAGUUCCGUGGCUCUGCACUGGGGAGGCCCUGCCACAGCGUCUCUGGCUUGCGUCCUGCAGAGCCACCUGGCCAAUCAACGUCCAUCCUGCCCUGGGAUUUUCAGUGCAUCCUGGUGACAGCCAUCUUGUCCACUGUGCUGGUGGUGGCCCUGGUGGUCCACUCGUUCUUCUUUCCUUUGCGAAAUUUGGCCACAGUGGGGAAUGUGGCAUUGGUGCCACGUGUGGAUCACGCAUGCAGCGACUCAUGCAGGAGUGUGCUGGUGGAGAGCAUCCCUGAAGGACUGACAUACGACGACAACAGCACAGUCAGCUCUUCCACUUUUGAGACUUGGCAAAGCCUUCUGAGAAGCGCAAGGAGCUCGGUGGACAUUGCUUCUUUCUACUGGACUCUCAGCAACCGGGACACCCAUACCCAUGAUCCUUCAGCCAGCCAGGGAGAAGAAAUACUAUCGGAGCUCCAGCACGCUGCCAGUCGAGGGAUUGUGUUAAGGAUAGCAGUCAACCCGCCUUCCACCCGGAUGCCCAGUGCUGACCUUCAGGUCCUCGAGAAGAGUGGGGCCCAGAUCCGCCAAGUGGACUUACCAAGACUGACCCGGGGAGUCCUGCACACCAAAUUCUGGAUUGUGGACCAGCUACACAUUUAUCUUGGGAGUGCAAAUAUGGACUGGCGUGCCCUUACACAGGUGAAGGAACUCGGGGCGGCUGUCUACAACUGCAGCUGUCUGGCCCAGGACUUGGGGAAGAUGUUUGAGGUCUACUGGGCCCUCGGGCUACCAAACACCACCAUCCCAUCACCCUGGCCGUCCAAUUACUCCACCACCUACAACAGGGAGACGCCCCUGGAGCUGAAGCUGAAUGGGACAGAGGCUGCCGUCUACUUUUCGAGUGCCCCCCAAGCCCUGUGUGCCACUGGGCGGACGGACGACCUCCAGUCUCUGCUGAGCGUCAUUGAAGGGGCCCAGGAGUUUGUCUACGUGGCCGUGAUGAGUUAUUUGCCCACCAUGGAGUUCUCCCACCCCAGGAGGUUCUGGCCAGCCAUUGAUGACCACUUCCGGAAAGUGGCCUACGAGAAGAGAGUCCGCCUCCGCCUCCUGGUCGGCUGCUGGAGACACUCCAAGCCAAAUAUGUUCCCCUUCCUGCGCUCCUUGGCUGCCCUGCAGGAUAACCGCACCCAUUACAGCCUGGAAGUGAGGCUCUUUGUGGUGCCUGCAAAUGAGACACAGGCCAAGAUCCCCUAUGCCAGAGUGAACCACAGCAAGUUCAUGGUGACAGACAAGGUGGCUUAUAUCGGAACCUCCAACUGGUCCGGGGACUACUUCCUGCACACUGCAGGCUCCGCCCUGGUGGUGGCUCAGAGCCCGGCCCGGGCGGGAGACCAGCCCACCCUCCGCGAGCAGCUGCAGCGCAUCUUUGAGCGGGACUGGAACUCCGGAUACAGCCGGGGCCUCGACCCUGAGGGCCAGUGGGAGGCUCUCUGCAGUGCCCGCUAGAGCCCCGCCUGGCAGGCCCCGCGGAAGAGCCUCGCGGGUUGGGGGGGCGGCGGCUGCUGCGGGCGGGUCGAGGGGUAGCUUUCCGCGGGUUCAAUUGCUGGGCCGAACUAGCCUUCCUCCCCGGCUGCGGCCCGCCUGCUGGAUUUACACCCCACCCGCGCGUCCGGGCCCGGCUUCGGGCGAUUAAAGGCUCGCGUUCCA